UAUUCCUCUGUUCUGUUACAGGUUUUGGGAUUUGAAGUUGAUACGGUGAACUCUGUCCAGUUUUCAAAUCACACAGGUUAUGCCCACUGGAAGGGUCAGGUGUUAAAUUCAGAUGAACUUCAUGAACUGUAUGAAGGACUUAAGCUGAACAAGGUCAACCAGUAUGAUUAUGUACUCACAGGGUAUACAAGAGACACAUCGUUUCUUGCAAUGGUGGUGGAUAUUGUCCAGGAGUUGAAACAACAGAAUUCUAACCUAGUAUAUGUAUGUGAUCCAGUGAUGGGUGACAAAUGGAAUGGAGAAGGCUCUAUGUACGUGCCCGAGGAUCUCCUCCCAGUCUACAGGGACAAAGUUGUACCUGUUGCUGAUAUAAUUACUCCUAACCAGUUUGAAGCUGAGUUACUCACCGGCAGGAAGAUUCACACAGAAAAAGAAGCUUUAGAGGUAAUGGAUAUGCUCCAUGCCAUGGGACCAGAGACUGUGGUGAUCACAAGCUCAGAUCUACAGGCACCUCUAGGAAAUGACUACCUGAUUGCUCUGGGAAGCCACAGAAAAACUAAAGCAGAUGGUACCAAGAUGACACAAAGAAUUCGAGUGGAGUCUCCUAAAGUGGAUGCUGUCUUUGUUGGAACAGGAGACUUGUUCGCUGCUAUGCUUUUGGCAUGGACACAUAAGCAUCCAAACAAUUUGAAGGUAGCAUGUGAAAAGACUGUGUCAGCCAUGCAACAUGUUCUGCAAAGGACCAUUAGGAGUGCCAAAGCACAAGCUGGAGAAGGAAACAAGCCAAACUCAGCCCAGCUGGAACUGAGAAUGGUCCAAAGCAGAAAGGACAUAGAAAACCCAGAGAUCAUAGUGAAAGCCACUGUGUUAUAAAGGCUGUACGUCUCCAAUAACGCACAAUGUAUUGAUGUCCUCAUUUCUUUCCUGUAAAUUGUAAUAUUUGCCUUAGAUCUGUGACAGAAACCUGACUUUCAUGAAAUAGUGCCCAGCAUAGGCAGAUACCCACUCUCAAACAUAUGUGCUGGCCUUGCUCAGUUUUAAAAACAAAACAGUGUGCAUUGAAGCAUAUUACCAGGUAUCAAAAUGGCUGUCAAAUUCACUUAGUCUGUGUAACUAUCCAGGGCAAGAGAGUACAAUGUUCCUGCCUUGCCAAAGACUUCAGAUGUGAAUUUGCUAAUGGAAUACUUGACUGACUGGAAAAUACAUUUCAAGAUGGCAUGUAGUGCCAGUGGAGCUGGUUCCAUGCUCCCGAAUUCAGUUGAUGAGCUUUAUUUGUCUCAGAUGGCACAGGGAGAAUAAAAUUGCAUUUCUACUUGCAGUGACAUGAAGCAGAUUUGCAUUAGAGGAAAGGGCUGAGAUUUCUUGAUUACCUGAGUAUGUUCAGGUACGGGUAUCUCCCAGAUACCUUUCCUGCAUCUUCCUCAUCACACCUGCCUAACUGAUAGUGUCACUUGCAUAGCUUGGGAGUCCCCAGAAGAGCUGGUUUGGAGAUUGCUUUUGCCACUGAAGUCUUCACUUGUCCCACCAUUUUUGUGGAUGUUCGCCAUUGUAAAAGUUAAUUGGUUUCACCUAGGGGAAGAGUAAUUUAUCCUUAAAGUGAAUUUUUAGCUGAGUAGAUUUUUUUUUAAUAGAGUAAGAUUUCAUAAUUAAUACAUUUCUGAAAUCCUUCAUUUUCAGUAUUGCUGAAGCAAAUGAAACGUAAAAGUUGAACACAUUUUGUGGAAAAUGUAAGAGGCAAACUUCAGGCUUUCACUCUCAACAACUAAUAAUAAUUUUAUUUCCUCUCGUGCAUUUGGCAUUAAAAGUGAAAAAAAAAUAUUCAUAUGCCUUGAGAAUUUUAAGGGGAAAAAAAACCCAAACCAGAAAUGACCUACAAAAUGUGACUCUGCUGCCACAGUUUUUAGUAACCACUGCCAUGAAAUAACUUUCUAGCAAUAUUACUUUUGGUGAUGUGAACGGUUGCUAAAAUUAGCAGUCAGUAAUAGAGAUGAGUUCAUGGCUGAUAUCCAACGUGUAGAAAGACAUGAACUAUCUUAACAGUGUGUAUAAAUAUCUGGUGGGAAGCAGUGAAGAAGGAGGAGAUGGGCUUUUCUCAGUGGUGCCCAAGGAAGUUGUAACAGGCA
Molecule: messenger RNA, 2123 nt
Organism: Egretta garzetta (little egret)
Lineage: Eukaryota; Metazoa; Chordata; Aves; Pelecaniformes; Ardeidae
Gene: PDXK
Product: pyridoxal kinase
Exons: 10
Biological process (GO): pyridoxal 5'-phosphate salvage
Cellular component (GO): cytosol
Molecular function (GO): pyridoxal kinase activity
Source: RefSeq, a predicted model, not a curated record